CCCUUCUUCUUUCUUCAUUCUUUGGCCGCAGCUGCCAUCCCAACUUUCUACAGUCGCCGGCGACAAGUUUCUUCUCCCUCUCUCUCCUUUUUCUCUUCUUUUCCUUUCCCUUUUUCUGCCUCACACCGCUGCGGCCGGCGGAAGGGAAUCUCUCAUUCACUCUCCGUCUCUUCCUCUCUUCUCUCUCUAGCAGCCUCCAAACUCUCUCUCUUUUUUUUUUCUUUUAUUGUAAUUUUUUCUGGUUUUUUUUCACUGGAUUUUUGUGAAAUUUUAAUGGGAACGCAAAGCUUGUUUUAUGGGCUUUGCUCAAAAUCAGUAAUCCCAUCACCAAAAAACCCGCGAAAUUCAUUAUCUUCAUCACCACCUUCUCAUUCUUAUCCUUCUUGCUUCAUUAAAUUGAAAUAUCGGGUCUCUUUUAGACCCCAAUGUUCCCCAGCUUCACAAAGGUUAAGGUCUCUAAGCAGGUUAGAGUGUAAAAACAGUGUAGAAAAAGUAAGCAAUGUCGUUUCUGAGAAGGAAGAUUCAACAACAUUGAUUAAGCGGAAAAGGCUGGCAGUUUUUGUCUCUGGUGGAGGCUCAAAUUUCAGGUCAAUUCAUCAAGCAUGCGUUGAGGGCUCUGUCAAUGGAGAUGUUGUUGUUCUGGUCUCUAAUAAACAAGCUUGUGGAGGUGCGCAAUAUGCCAGAGAUAAAAACAUCCCAGUUAUUUUGUUCCCAAAAACAAAAGAUGAACCCGAUGCUCUGUCUCCAGAUGACCUUGUUAAUGUUCUUAGGAGAUUCGAGGUUGACUUUAUUCUUCUGGCUGGAUAUUUGAAACUUAUACCCGUGGAGUUGAUUCGAGCUUAUCCCAGAUCAAUAUUUAACAUCCAUCCAUCUCUUCUUCCAGCUUUUGGGGGCAAAGGCUAUUAUGGUAUGAAAGUGCAUAAAGCAGUUAUAGCUUCUGGAGCAAGAUACUCUGGUCCAACGAUACAUUUCGUGGAUGAGCAUUAUGAUACGGGUCGGAUACUUGCACAAAGAGUUGUCCCUGUGCUUGCCAAUGACACUGCAGAAGAGCUAGCUGCUAGGGUUCUUCGAGAGGAGCAUAAACUAUACGUGGAGGUCACAUCUGCUUUAUGCGAAGACCGGAUAGUUUGGAGAGAAGACGGUGUCCCUCUCAUUCGAAGCAAAGUAAACCCCAAAGAAUACUACUAACAGGAUAAUAUCAAUAGCUGCUUAUCAUGUUUCAGGACGGGUAAUUCCUGUUCUUUUUUCUUCUGAACCUAAAACUAGAAACCUUCCCGUUACAUUACUGAAGAGCCUUGCAUUGCAUCUGGUAACUGCUAAGUGAGUGUGGCAUGUAUCAGGAUCUUUAAGCGUUCUUCAAGAUGGGCGGAAGUUCUUGUUUAUUUGCUCAGAAGUUGUUGUUCUUUAGCAAAUGUAAUAGAAUUCAGGUUUUUGGAAAAUAGAACUUGUCUGAGGCAAUAUUACAUUUUAUUUACUGGUAAUAAAUAGAGCGUUUAAAUU
Molecule: messenger RNA, 1500 nt
Organism: Theobroma cacao (cacao)
Lineage: Eukaryota; Viridiplantae; Streptophyta; Magnoliopsida; Malvales; Malvaceae
Product: Formyl transferase
Biological process (GO): 'de novo' IMP biosynthetic process
Cellular component (GO): chloroplast; cytoplasm
Molecular function (GO): phosphoribosylglycinamide formyltransferase activity
Source: RefSeq, a predicted model, not a curated record